AAGAAGCAGAUCGAGCAGCAGCAGGACUGGAGCAAACACUGUUGUCUCCGCCUCAUGUUUCGUCCUGGGGACUUCUGCUCCUGUCCGCUCUCCAAGCUGUUGUGACAAUAUUUAUUUUCUUAUUUUAAUUAUUUAGUAACAAAACAAUUGAAAAUUGGGGGGAAAAGAAGGGGACCGAGUCAUGGAGCUGUAUUGCUUGGAAUCGGACACAUCCGUGAAAGCCCAGCCAGACCCAAACAUCCUGAAUGAUGAGAGAGUCUUACAAAGUUUAUUAACCAUUGAGGACAGCUUUUUACCUCAAUGUUCAUAUUUCCAACGGGUCCAGAAGGAUAUUUACCCUUAUAUGAGACGAAUGGUUGCAGGUUGGAUGCACGAGGUGUGUGAGGAGGAGAAGACUAAUGAAGACGUCUUCCCAUUAGCCAUUAAUUAUUUGGACAGAUUUUUAGCAGUUGCACCCACAAGAAAGAGUUUUUUGCAGCUUCUGGGAGCCGUGUGCAUGUUCCUGGCUUCCAAGUUAAAGGACAGUAGGCCCAUAUCAGCGGACAAACUCUGCAUGUACACAGACAACUCCAUCACACCUCGGGAGCUGCUGGACUGGGAACUGGUCGUGUUGGGGAAGUUGAAGUGGAACAUGGCCUCAGUCAUCCCUAAUGAUUUCAUAGAGCACAUCAUGCGCAGGCUGCCCCUUCCUAAAGACAAGUCGGCGAUGGUCCACAAACACACGCAGACAUUCAUCGCCCUCUGCGCAACAGAUGACCGCCUUGCAAUGAACCCUCCUUCGAUGAUCGCCACCGGCAGCAUAGGAGCCGCCGUCUGCGGCCUGCAGCUGGACCACAACGACCAGAGGCUCAGUCGAGACAACCUGACAGACCUGCUGGCCAAGAUCACCAACACCGAGGUGGACUGUUUGAGGGCGUGCCAGGAGCAGAUUGAGCGCGUGCUGGCCUCCAGCCUGCAGCAGGGGCAGCAGUACCGCCAGGAGACCGGGGUCAGAGCCGGCAGCAAGGCCCGGGAGCAGCAGGACCAGUCCAGCACCCCCACAGAUGUGCGUGAUGUCAACUUAUGAACUGCCUCCAUCAUCUGACUCACACAGCACACGUGCCGGCCUACCAAUGAACUGCCGGGAAGCGAAGAGGGCAAGAGCUACCGUUUUCUUUGUCAAGUUGCUACUUAAGUGGUGGUGUGACAAUCUAUGAACUUUAGAAAUUAAGAAAUUUGUAGUUUUUCUCCUUUUUUGCCCCAUCCACACCCGUCUAAGGUGUGUUUUCACCUUUUGUCCGGGCCACAUGUAAUCCUACAAGCUAUUUAAAAAAACAACACCACAAUAAUAUGGUUUAAUUUUUGAAAACUUGAUAGUGCCUUAGGUUCCUCGAGAGGAAACCUGAAAACAUGUUCAUACUUGAAAAAAAAUAGCUUAAAUAUAUGAAAUAUACGUAUUUCUUAUAAAAAUAAAUGAUGUAUAUUUAGCUAGUAUUUAGUUCCUCUUUAACCACCUUUAGUUAGCAGUUAUCAAAUUACAGUUUCAGUGGGAUUUUUUUUUUUUUUUUUCUCAUCUGAAAAUCUAUAUAGCAGUGAUUGAAAUGCUGAUAAUACAGUACAUGACAUUAAAACCAAACUGGUAUCCAGCUGGAGCGCACUGCUCAGUCGAUCAUACCGUGCACCUGUAGCACUGCUUACUAUUUAUGCAGACGGAUGCCGGCUCCGAGUGGGCUGGGCCUGCUCGCAGAGGAACGACGGGGAGAAGGUCCGAGGGGUGGAGCGGUGGCGAUUGUCUGUUUGAACAAAGGUCUCGAUUCCACUGCGAACUCCAGACCGGAACGGAGUCCCUUUUGAGUUUAGCAAGGCUGCGUUGUUAUUGUACUGUUUUUACUUAAGCUCAUACGUAUUAGAGCGCAGUUUGGAGUGUUCAGUAGUUUGUUUGGAAGGGAUUUCGGGCUCAGGUAGCACUGAUGCCAUGUUUAUUAAAUAAAAAGGAGUUCUGGAAAGUUGUUUUUUUAUUAUUUUCUUCUUUUUUUUAAACCAAGUCUCAGAGAAAACAGAAGCAGGUCGAAAGGAUUUUUAGAGGUUUUGGAUGAAGAAAGCAUUUGGAAAGUUGUUAAAGAUUGCAAAAGUGUGGGUUGAUGAGUGAUUGUGAUCAACAUUGAGGAUUGAGCUUUACAAUGUUUCUGCAGUUGCACAAUACUAGGGUGACUUACAGGAGGAGGAUUGAUGUCUGUCAAUGAUUAUACCAUUUAACUUUUUAUCGAAACAAUAUUGAUGCACUUUUAAAACACGCUCCUUAAGAUUGGUAAGGGGAUAGUAGUAGUUUUUGUUUUUUUUCUGGGGUCAUCUGAUUUUCCUUUCUUUAAGUUAUUUGCUUUAUUUUCUUUUUUUUUUGGUUUAUUUUGUUUUCUUUCCUUACGGGCUGGAUUCCCAGGGGGUGACGCACGUUGUCUCAAAAGCUGUGCCUCAACUGGUAAGUAGACGCAGGAUAAUCGGCGCUCUAGUGUAAUAGUUUAUUAAAUAAGGCAAGCCAAGUCAAAUGUAGACCACAGUGCGUUUUUAUUUAAGCCUAAACUUGAAUUUCUUUUUCUUUCCCCCCUUUUUAGAUUUAUAACGACCCCUUUUCAUUAGUUCCUUCAGAAGCUAGCGUGCCUCCCUUGAAUAUUCUCGUUUUGUUCUUUUUAUGCAUAUUGCUUUCUUUACUGCAGUUUUAGAAUAACCAUUUGUGGGAAUUUUACACACAUAUAUAUAUAACCGAUUGAUGAACAGAAAUGCUUGAAAAUCCGCAUUACAAUUUUAUAACAGAAAUGUAGUUUCUGAUCUGUAUUCCUGCAUGUUCAACUGUGCUAAAAGCCAAAUGUUUUGUUUAUUUUUCCCAAAACGUGCUUUAAACUGAAAAUGUUAAUAAAUUUAAAUGUUCUGUUCUGAUUGAGAAGUUUCCAAAGUAAGAACAGUAGAUUAUAUACGACAUUCUCUUGCUGCUAUUAAGCUUUUCUUUCCUAGUCUUACACAAAAAUGCCUUACUCUCAUUCACUCGUGUGCUGCUAUAUUAUGAAAUUUUGUAAAUGUAACAAGUCUGCUUUUCUGUUGUUUGUGUACCGGAGGGAACGUAACACAGUUUGGUGCGGGACUGGAAGUACUUUCGUUUGCAGAACUGUUUAAUUAGCAUGUUUUAUUCGUUUGUUUUAGUUAUCUUUUGUUCCAUCUUUUCUCCAUCAUACUCUUGCUGCUUCUGUAUGUACCUCAGGAUAAUUAAAUUGGAUAGAGUGAGAGUCCAUAUCACCAUUACCUCAUCACACGUCACUUCACACACAUUGUCUUGACUCCUGAUUUUUUUUGAACGGGUUUCUUAUUUUUUUUGUUUUUGUUUUCCUGUCUGGAUGUUGAGAAUUGCCAGCUGCCAGAUUCCACUGAGAAAUGAAAAGUGCCUGCAGCAUACUUUAAAUUGGGUCCUUUCGUAUGUCUGGUGCUAAAUAAAGAAACAUCCUAUACUGUAUGUUAUUUGUGUAUCACAAAGGCAAAAAAAAAAAGUUUCCUAUUAGGACUUGUUUUGAAUCAGUCUGUUUUAAUAAAAAGGAAUGUUUAUUUCUGAGGUACCCAUAUAAUCAGUUUUACAAUUGUUCAAAGUGGUUGUUAGUCCAACUUUUUCUCUGCUAUACCCAUGUGCAACCACACAAUGUACCUCGGCAAUUUGUCCUUAAUAAAUUGGCUAAAAUCAA
Molecule: messenger RNA, 3701 nt
Organism: Cololabis saira (Pacific saury)
Lineage: Eukaryota; Metazoa; Chordata; Actinopteri; Beloniformes; Belonidae
Product: G1/S-specific cyclin-D2-like
Exons: 5
Coding region: 182-1066 (294 amino acids)
Biological process (GO): regulation of cyclin-dependent protein serine/threonine kinase activity; positive regulation of G1/S transition of mitotic cell cycle; mitotic cell cycle phase transition
Cellular component (GO): cytoplasm; cyclin-dependent protein kinase holoenzyme complex; nucleus
Molecular function (GO): cyclin-dependent protein serine/threonine kinase regulator activity
Source: RefSeq, a predicted model, not a curated record